CUGGCAGAGAGACAGCAGCAGAGGGGAAACUAUAGAGAAAAAUGGCUUCACACUCUGUGAGCAGCCACAGCUUUUCACAAUGAUUGCUACUGUUAACACAGGGACAGAUCUGCAGUACACAGAUAACAAGAGCUGAAAAGGGAUUAAGAAAACUCAAACUGAUCCAAGAUUGAAGAACAGCGGAGUGGAGCUGGACAAACAGAAGCCCACAGAGGUGGAGGAUAACAUGAACUAAAGAGACAACCUGACAAAACCAAAACAUUUUCAAUCCCUAAAAAAAAACAAAAAAAAAACGGACACACAGGAAGGAGACUGUGACAGCUUUCUUCAGUUUUUUUUUCAAACAGCAUAAAUGACUUUUUGAAGACAAAACUUGAAGAAGCCAAAACUCUGGAAGAAGAUAAGGACGAACCCUGGAGUAUAGAAGUAAUAUUCUGCUCAGCAGCAAAGAUGCCAAAGUCCUCCACCCAUCUUGGUCAACCUGGAUCAGCAGGUUCUAGAAGUCCCAGCUUAAGAAAAGAACAGCAGUUCAAUCGCUCGUGCAUGCUGCGGAUUGGAGAGAGGCUGAUGAGGGCAGGCAGUGAGAGCAACCUGGUCCAGAGACCCACUCCAGUGCAAAGUCAAAACCAGACUUCCUCAUCUGGAUUAGGGCAAAGGUCAAAUGGCAGGACACAAACUUCAGCCCAUGAGGACAAGCUCAAUCCAAGUAUCUCCCCUUCGAGAGCCUCUUCUGCCUCUGCUGUGGGGGACAACAGCAUAGACUGUCUGCUACAGAAGAAAGAACACACCUCCAGAAGCCUGUUGUCUAACCCUGACUUCUCCUACAGUCCAUAUCGAUGCUCUCCCAAUACCUUACCUCGAAGCUACCCCACCAAUAACAGCAGCAGCAGACACAGCCAGAUGGACAGCCUCAUAAUGCAGCACACACAUGUGGAGAGGAAGAAAGAGGUCCUGGACCAUGUGAGGCAAAAAUAUCCUCAACAUAAAACCAUUAUCAUAGGACAUCAGGACUGCACAAACGUAAGGAGUCCCUGGUUUGUUGACAGUCCCCAAGGUGCUGGUGUCCCACACUUGGUGAAAGAGCAGAACAGGCUGGUUUCAAGUAGCAUGUCUGGUGGAGAGAUGAUACCCCUAUCUGCUGCCUUUACAAGGGGCUCUAAGGCUAGAGCAAGUCUACCUGUAGGCCGAUCAAGUGGUCAGACAAGAAGUUGGCCGUUAGGUGUGCUGUUCCUGCAGUAUGGGGAGGAAACAAAGCAAGUCUGGGUGCCCACAGAAAUCAGCAAUCAGGAUGCUCUUCGGGCUUUGUUUGUUACCGCUUUCCCUCAACAGCUCACCAUGAAGAUGCUGCAGUCUCCAAACAUGGCCAUCUACAUCAAAGAUACCACCCGCAAUGUUUACUAUGACCUGGAGGAUAUUAGACACAUCACCCCCAACUCCUUCUUGAAGGCGUAUCAUAAAGACCCUGAACAUGUGUUCAAACAUCAUGCCAAGUCUGCCACUGUAGGAGGAAAGAUCCCCAGAGAAGUGUUGUAUGGCAGUCACAGUCCAGUCCACACCUUGUCAUCAUCCAGUCGUGGCACCCUCCAAAGCCUGCAAGGUUCCAUGUCUCCACCCAUGGCCCGGUCUAUGCCCUCCUCCCCUUCCAGGGUGGCAUAUGGUGGAGGGGGCAGUGGGGGAGUGCGGGACCCCAGCACUACAUCAGCACAGACACUUCGCCUUUCGGGAGCAGGACGAUCCAGUGCCAUAUGCACCAGCAGUGCCAUCCUGGAGAGGAGAGAUGUCAAGCCUGAUGAGAACGUUGACAGCAGUAAGGUCAUGGCCUUGGUGGUGCGUGGUGAAGGAGGACCACAUCCAGACUCCUACUGCGCUUCUCUGCAGGAUGGAAUAGCUCGCCGCAGCAUCUCCUCCCAGUGCAGUGCCCCUCCAUCUCUCGCAACAGAUGUGGUGAAUGUUGGAGUCCUAGGACUCCCAGCAGGGCUGCAGCAGUACCGAGCCUGCAUUAAACCCCUGAUGGGCUAUGGAGAGAGCCAAUAUAAUCUAGAGGACGGGACCCAUUCCCUCCACAGGCGGAAGAGUAGGAAGUAUGCUGACGGUCAGCUUCCCCCAAUGGGAACCAAAAUCCCACCUAGUUCCCCUCACAGACUGAGUGAAGUCAGGAUGUUUGAUGGUGGACAAAUCAUCGGAGGUGUGGGCCUAGUGUCUCCUGAGAAGAAGUCACUGAUUCGCCAGUCCCUGGGGCAGGACAAUAACAGUGCUACACUAGAGAUUAUAAGCAGAAGCAGAGGAAGUGGAUCCUCAUCCUCCACCUCAUCUGUUUUUGCUGACAGUCCUCUGGGACAAACUGAGAGACUGUUUCAGGGCCAUAUGAAUGCCAGCAAUGCCCAAAGUGAGAGAAUCAAAGCCAUGGAGGAGCAGAUAGCCAGUCUAGCAGGGCUAGUGCACCACGCUUUGUCCAUAGGACCCGGAGACAAGGGUGCUGUCAGUGAGAGUCCAGAAUGCAACCUUAUAAACAACAGACUUGGAGUAUCAUCUGAGCCCCAGAAUCCUGCUGCUCUGACUGACAGCUUUACCUCCAUCCAUCCAGCUGCUCGGGCCCCUGCUUCUGACAGCAGAGUGCAACAGCGUUUAGUGUCAGCCAAGAGGAAUGUGUGUGAGCUGCGACUCCAGUUGAACCAGCUCAGACAGUUACAGCUAUCAAACCAAGAGACUGUGAGUUCUACACUGCAGAUGGCAGGCCACGAGCUAGUGGUGUUGAUGUGUGAUCGGCUGGCUCGAUUUGAGGAGGCAGCAUUCAGACAGAGAGCUGAAUUGGAAGAGGAGAGGAGCCUCUACCUCGCUGAAGAGGAGAAAAUACUCACACAGCUUAGUGAACUGGAGGACUAUGUGGACCAUUUGCAAAGAAGCUCCAUUACCGGUUCAAGCCAGCUGAGUGUAACUCUGAGAGAUGUAGAGGAAGGAGCGAUGAGCCUACGGGGGGUCGGGGAAACUCUGGCCAUUCUCAAAGGUGAGUUUCCAGAGCUGCAGAUGAAGAUGCGCUUGGUGUUGAGGCAGGAGGUAGAGGCAAUGCGUUUCCUGAAGGAGGCGCCUCUUAAGAUGGACUCCAUGUUAAAGAGGGUCAAAGCCCUGACUGACACCCUCAGCUCUCUCCGCAGGUGUGUGUCAGAGUUGGUCCCAUCACCCAGAUCAGCCCAGUUAGAGCCGGUAGAAGCUGUUGAACUGGGCAACGGACCAGCAAAGACCCAGAGUCUUCAGAACUCCCCAAAACCCCAACCUCGGUCCUCAGUCAGGCUGCCUCAGCUCACUCCUUCUCUCUCUGGGAGCCAGGCUGAGACCAGGUUGGUGGGCUUGCCGUCUCUGAUUGUGGCCCACGGAACGAAGAGCACACCACCUUCUGUGGUCCAGACCUCCCAACAUUCCCCCGGUCUCCCUCUGAAACCCAUCCCCGGACGGCACUCACCCACUGUGGCUAAGGUGCAUCCUCGCAGCAGAGAGGGCAGUCCCGCCCUGCAGAGGAGAGCAGGUCUUCAGGAGUCUGACGAACUGGACCAACUUGCACCAACACCAGCAGAACACACCCACAGUGAGCGGACCAUGACAACAGAGAAACAAACUCAAGGGGGCGGCCUCAGUGGAAAAGCCAGCUGUAUGAGUCAGUCCAGUCCCAGCCGAGUGAAACAGCCAGCCGACUUCAAUUCUAGCCACACUCAACCUCCCAGCACCAGUAUCAGCUUUAACCAGGUCCUACAAGAGGUCCAGGCCAGCGUAAUGGAGUCUGUCCCUAGUUUGGAUGUAUCAGAAUUCAGAGUGAACAAUUCUGCCUCACAACAUACAGCUCGACUUGCAUCGAAAUCAGAACAGAACACACCUCUGAACCUGACACUGCAAGGGGCGGUUCAGGCACUCGUGUUUGCCACCCAGCAAGACACACCUUCCAAACAAAGUGAUCAAGGGGACUCCACUGAUUUAAAAACCCCAAACACAGCUCCAGCAGCAGUGUCACAGCUUCCUGCAGCCGCUGUGGACCUUCAGUCAUCGGUUGGUCUUUCAGCUACCUCAUCAGCUUCUCCUGGUGCCAAGUGCAGCAGCCGGCCACAGGUGGAAAAACCACGCCGCUCCAGCUUAGACAAGGAGAUGAAGCGCAGUCCAGACAGGGCAGGCAAGAGCCCUCCUCCUCCUCCUCCACGGAGAAUUCAUGCUGUCACUUCAGGUCUCACAACAGGAAGGUCAGGAGAGGUGGUCUUUGUAACUAGGAAAGAGCCUGUUGGAGCCCAGUCUGCACAGGAUGAAGAUGAUAAAGGAAAAGAGCUACCUCUAGUUCCUCAGCUCAAACCUCCACAACAGCCACCAGAGGUCAAACACAAAUCCCAGAUGUGCACUGCUGCACAUCUGGCUAUAUCCACCUCUGCCCCUACUGCAGUGUCAGCACAAAGACAAGAGGAGGAGGAAGAGGAGAAAGUCUUGAAAGAACUGCAGGUGACAGAACUGACAAAUAAGAAUCACUCAUCAGUUGGAAAUAAACAAAAUGCAAAAAAGGAGAGGACGUCUCUAAACUCACAAGUAGCUAAUGAGUUAGCAACAUGUGACCAACAGUCAGACCCUCAGCUGUGCUUUACAAAUGACUACCCUGUCAUAGCAGCAGCUGGACUAAAAGCAAACAGAGAAGGUGGGGAAAACAGUCUCACUGAGAACAAAGUGGAGACGGUAAUUGAACAAGUGCCUUCUUGUCCAACAGUAAAGGAUGUGGAGAUAUUUCCACUGGGAACUUUAAAAGAUGUUAAACGUUUCCAGACUGAUGAGGAGGAGCCAACAUCAAGUCAGGACAAAGAUAUAAAACUAGAUGAACUUAGAGUAGGAAGAGUUUCACAGAAAGAAAAUGUCAGAACUCCUAAUCAAGUGAAAGAGUUUGUUGGACAGGUAUCGUCGCCAGCCACAAAAGAAAAGAAGGUCAAGGUUACAACAGUUGUUACUCUACAGAAAGAAAACAUUCAAGGAUGUGCCAAAAGUCCCAAAGACAUGAAUGAAACCGCCAAAGAAGCGUCAGAGAAGAAGUCCAAUGUGAUGGUGGUUCUAACUUUAGAAUCCAGUGAAAACGAGAGGACAUCAGGUCCACCAGUCCAGCAGAAUGUGUCACUGAGGCCUGACCAGGAGUGUGUAACUUCAACCUCCGUUACAAAACCUUCCCCAUCGUCACCCAUCUUAGAUUGUAGUAGCAAGCAGGGGAACCGGGAACAAACAGUGCUAGUAUCUGGUAACCAGCUGCAAUACACAGAAGACGGAGGUAGCCUGAGCUGUGAUGAGGCUGGUGAGGGACCGCCCCCUCCACCGCCUCAGAUUUGUAAAUAUAGCCGUAUAAUCUCCAAGACCAGAGUCAGACCACAGUCCAAAGAGGAAACCUCAGCCAAAAUGAAUGGCUCUCAAAUACAAACAGUAUCUGGGGACACCGCUGGUGAGCCCACCUAUGUAGGACAUGAGAACCACGGUUUUGAGGACGGUAAUGAUCAGUUUGACAGAAAACCUAUUAUUGUUUUCUUGAACCAGCCCGUGGACUUUCAGUUGGCCUACAAGCGGCUGUCUACAAUCUUUGAAAGUGAGGAAGAUACUGGUGGGAUUUUUUCUCCAGAGAGCAUUUCAGAUGAGGAAAAGACAAACCAGGAGGAAGAGGAACAGGGUAUUAGAAAAAGUGGUAUCGCGAAUAUUAAUAUGGGAUCGCUCACGACAGGAGAUGGUCAGAAUCCUCCACAAAUACAGCCUGAAGGACCUUCAACAGAUAAAAGCUCCGCUCUUGAAAACCAGGGCCAGACUGAAUCACCUUCACUUAAAAAAACUGAGACAAAAAGGAAAUUCAAAUUCAAGUUCCCUAAAAAAAGACUGACAGCAUUUAGCCAGGCUAUCAAAACAGGAAACAGGGGCAAACAAAACAGGGAAGAAGUUGUUGUUGAUGAGGAGGAAGUAGCAGCAUGUGGCACAACAGUCAAGGAGACCAAGAGCCAGACAAAUAAAUCGCAGAUGUUUAAAAUUAAUAAAAUGGAACAAAUGAAGUUGGACGAAAGCAAUGCCUGCGACAGAGACAAUAUCUCCUCUUAUAUUAAUACCAGACAUUCAGAGUCACAUAACCGGGUAGAGGAGCUCUGCAAAAAUGCGUUCGACUCUAUAGACAGUCUCGAGAAGUCGAUUAAACAGUUGGAAAUCAGCGUGGAGAGUAUAACUGCCCCUGCUUCUUUAUGUGACUCAGCUGACAAAGCUCAGCUUAAAAGAAAAGUCAAACAAGAACGAGAGAGAAGUCCGUCCAAAAGGUCAGCGACUCAGAUCACUAAGGGUCCAAAUCCACCUGAGAGUAAGAGAGCCAAACCCCAGACUGCACGCGCCAGCGAAAGAAACGGCAUCAAGAAACAGACCUCCAGCAGCACCUCCAGCUCUUCUGCUCUGCGAUCUCAUGCCAAAUCUCACCGUGCCUCUGGAUCACCAGAAAAGACUCCUAAGGGCCAGCAGCAGUUCACCCAGAAACAGGCCAGCCAGCCACGCCUUGUCAGCACACCACCUUAACAUGAGUCCAGCCCACCGUGGGCUUCGCAGCAAUGGCAAGUGUCGGCAUCGCCUCAUCUUCACCUCCACCUCGGCUAAUAUUACUCCUCACCCUCCUCCUCUGUCUCGACUUCUUCCCCAUUUUCUUCUCCCCCCAUCACAGUGACUCAAGGGACAAAGAGUGUACCAACCCCAGCGUCCAACCCCAACUCUGCAGGAUGUAGCAAGAAACGCACAGGGAGCCAAGCUGUACGUGUGCAUGACGGGCACUGUCAUGGCUUCAAAGCAUACAGACAUAUCACUGUGUAUAAUGCAUGUGUGAUGGCAUUUAAUGGCAUCUGGAAACACAAAAUCCCUGAACAAUGUUACUAUGAGAGAAAAUGCCACACAAGACCACACAGGCCAAAAAAGUAACCGAGAAAAAAAAUGUGUCUAAAAAAUCCCAAAUGCAAAGAUAAAUAAAAGUGUCAUAAAGAUGCCCAGUUGCUUUCUUUCCAAGUGCUACAUGUAUGAUUUUAUCCAUGCACAUAAACAAGCAAAUUAUUCUCAACGUGUGUUUGUCCCCUAAUCACCGUUAUCAAAAUGUGAGAUGACAAGAAAUUAAGGUCCAGUGAAGACGGCAUUUCUUUAGCUCUUCAGUCCUUCACAGAGAGGUCCAGAUGUUAGAACAGUGUGUUAAAUUUAACAUUCUUCACCAGUCUUCAACCUGUAUGUCAAAAAUGUAACCAGUAAUGUUGAAUAAAAUUGUCUCCGUAUAUUAACUUUAAUCCAUAGAUAUUUCUUUUACACGAUCUCCAUGCAGAUGUUUUCAUGAGCUCAAUGACUGCAGAUAAUCAAGUGAACAUAUUUCCCAGCAGAUUGUAAAUGACUUCAAAUCAGCUCGGCCUUACCCGUCCACUGCACUAAAUUGCUUAAGUAAUUUCAUGAACUGAAUAUAAAUGCUAGGGCUAGUUUAGUUCAUUAGCAUAAUAUAUAACAGGAACACAGGGAAUAUUUUUAACAGAGUAAUUACCUUUAUUAAUGAUGCUCACAACCUAGCAAGGUUUACUUCUAGUGGAGUGUUUGUAUACUGCUGGGGCAUUUAUUAAACCAAAUACUUCUUUCAGCCCUGGUGUUUGUCAGUGAAUAUUUUGAUUGUUACUGUAGAAAACAUUUUUAAGAUAUUUUUCCUCUUUGCUGCAAAUUUGAAAUGCUUAGUUUAAAAAAAAAUCCUAGCAUUUCUUCCUCCUGGAAGAACUGCAAAGAUGUCCAUAAAGAGUUCACGAGACUUUCAGUGAAAGACAGACGUUGCUAUGGUUUAGUCUGCUCCAUUGAGUUACCAUUCGUUGAUAAAUCAGCUGAAAUCCAUUGGACUGGAUUGCCCAUUGGUUGGGCGCCGUUUUUUUUUGUUUUUUUUUUCUGCCUGUCAUAUUAUCUUCGUCUAUGAGUUAACUUCACAACAUGCCCACAACAUUUACACCCAUUGGUCAGUUCUUCAGAAGAGAAAUUGAAUCGAAUAACACACUGUAGUUGCUGUAGUCAUCAUAAUGGAGCCAUGGUUUAGUAUUUUUCAAAACCAUUUUUCCAGAAAGCUUUUCCUGGUGUUUGUUUAUGUUACAGCAGAGAGCUUUCUGUUUGGGGGGUUCAAUACUGCUGAAUAUUGAGGUUGUGACUAUCAGAGUUUAUCCAAAAGACAAUCCCAUACAGACUGUAAGCUGUUUAAGAAUUUAACGUGUAAAACUGUCAGUAUAGAGCUUUUAUGUAGCUACUGUUAACAUGAAGUGCUGUGCAAAUGUUUCAGGUAUUAAAACUAAACUGUUAAAAACUGAUGCCCUGAGUAGUUUUUUUUGCUUGCACUGUACUGUAGCUGGUGCAUACUGUGCUCAUUUCCAUUUGUUUGUAGUGACUCUUGUCAAAAUGAAUGCACUUAAUGUUUUAUGAUGGCUUUUAUUGCACUUUCAAGUAUGAUCAUUAGACCAUUAUAGGAGUCCAGUGAGAAGAAUCACUCGGCUCAAGCAGAAGUAAAGAAUGACCACACGGACGCGCCACGUGGUUGAAGAACUAAAGCAAAAACAUUUCAAAUUUAAACAGUAAAAAGAAUAUACAGAGGUCAGUGUUGCUCUCUGAUAUUUACCACAGGAUCGGUGUUUUAAUCUCUUUUAAUGUCAUAUUGACUUCAGCUGUUGCUUCCAUUGGUAUCUUCCUGUCAUUUUUGAUGUGCAGUUCUUUGCCCACUUACUGUGACUGUACCAUUAAAAACAGUGAUAUGUUCCUUGUUAACUCCAUUUAAUGUUGUUAAUGUUUUUGCUUUCAGUCAGUGUUGUCAUGUUAUAGUUUGUGUGUGAUUCUUACUCUGAAUCGGAAUAAGUACAGGGGACAACUGUGUGCACUAAGACCAACUCCUUACUCACUUUAUUUCCGCCUGCAUGCAUUGCCAGUGUGCAACACGUAAUUACACAAUCGAACAAUAAACACAUACAGCCCAUACAACAAAUGUUGCAUCUUCAAAAACAAAAAUAGAUAACUGAGCCUUACACCGGAGUAUCGUUGCGACUUGUUUACUGAACAUCAGUGUCCAUUUUAUUGUGUCCUACAGGACCCUCUCUUCUUCCUCUUUCUUACAACAUUAAUGUAACACAGAACCAAUACUGCCUCUCCUGGCAUUACCAUGGUAACGACACUCAUUCUAUCUGCUUCUUUCAGAUGAAUAACAGGAACUUGGGAUGAAUAAUAACUAUUAUGCAUACCCAUAUAUUUAUAAAAACAACUAAUUUCUUGCGAUGCCACAACCAGGGACAAUUAUGAAUAUACCACAUCUCCCCUUUUAAACAAAAACAGAAUAUUUCUUUUCUCCCUUUCCUUUGGAGCAAGCAGUGCGCCGUCCGGCAGUGUCGGCUCCAGCUGCGAUGGAAGUCUCGGCAGUGUGGUUCGCAGACGUGGUGCAGUGGUGUAGCUUUAUAGGCAAGAAGAGCUCGAUAUGGAUCAGCUGCUUUUUUUCAGUCUGUACAGCACCUUCUGCUUCUCCAUUACUUUGCGGAAACUUAGGACUGCUUGUGAUGUGCUUAAAGCCGUAAGCUGCUGUGAAGUCUGCAAAGGUUUGACCUGAAUACUGUCGCCUAUUACCAGACAUGAAGACCUCUGGGAUGCCAUGACGGGCGAAGAAAGAUUUCAGGUGAGUAAUGACAUCGUUUGAUUUUGUUUAACAAAGCAAUCUCAACAAAUCUAGAGUGCUAGUCAACAGCCAGAAGGUACGUUUUCCCCCACUCUGCCAUGGGCGGGCAGGGUAUCCUGUUGGCAUGAGUGGCUCACUGUGAUUGUGUCUUUCUUGAAUGCAUGUUCUGCAUCACCAUCUCAGAGUUUUGUUGACUCAGCCCGGGCCACCACACUGUUUGGCGUACACGAGCUUUACAUUUUACAACACCUUGAUUUCCAUCGUGUAGUUUUUCCAGCACUUCAUUUCUCAUUGCGGAAGGAAUUACAAGCCGUGUAUCUUGUGUGUGAAUAAAGAUCAGCAGGUGAAUUUAUUAAAGUGUGAGUUCAGGUGAAAUCAGAGAGGUGUGUGUUAAAGAGUGU
Haplochromis burtoni (Burton's mouthbrooder) is the source of this 10074-nucleotide messenger RNA. RefSeq names its product sickle tail protein homolog. Gene Ontology annotation, cellular component: cytoplasm. NCBI's taxonomy places the organism in Eukaryota, Metazoa, Chordata, Actinopteri, Cichliformes, Cichlidae. The record is from RefSeq and is a predicted model, not a curated record.